Erythranthe guttata (spotted monkey flower) is the source of this 2124-nucleotide messenger RNA. It is a transcript of the gene BSM, whose product is annotated as Mitochondrial transcription termination factor family protein. Lineage: Eukaryota; Viridiplantae; Streptophyta; Magnoliopsida; Lamiales; Phrymaceae. The record is from RefSeq and is a predicted model, not a curated record. Gene Ontology annotation, biological process: developmental process; regulation of DNA-templated transcription. Gene Ontology annotation, molecular function: double-stranded DNA binding.
CCCCAAAAGAACCCCUUGGCGAUAAUUUCAUCGAAAUAUCUCUCUCUAUCUUCUUUUCCUCUCAUCUCCCUCCUUUCCAGUACCUCUCGAUUUUCUUUCUGGAGUUCAGAGAGAGAAGAUUUGUUCGUCAUUCUUGCUUUCUGCGCUGAUUUAGAUACUUUUGAUUGUAUUACAGUAGUAAUUUGUUAAAAGGCAUGAAGAUUGCAAGCUAUGCUGGAGUUGCGAAACCCGGUUUUUUGCUCGUGCACUACGAGUUUCCAGCUUUCGCAUUCCACAGAAAUCAGUUGAUUUCUAUCCCAUCUAUAUGUGCUCCAAGUAAGUACAAGAAGCCAUGUUCUUUGGUGAUGAAGCUCCAUUCCUCUGCCGUGAGCCGAUCUCGUCCAUCCACAACUUUCGAGACAUCUUCAUCCAAGCAAGACAGACCUAAUAGGGAGAGGAAAGAAGUUAGCCCUUCUUCAUUCUACACUCACCCCAGUUUACUGCAAAUGAAGAACGAGAGAAUUGCUAACCGUGCCCAUGUUUACGAAUUCUUGAACGGCAUCGGCGUUGUCCCCGAUGAGCUGGACGGAUUAGAGCUUCCUGUCACUGUUGAUGUUAUGAGAGAGCGCGUGGAGUUCCUUCACAAGUUAGGGCUUACGGUUGAGGAUAUCAACAACUACCCUCUUGUCCUUGGCUGCAGUGUGAAGAAAAAUAUAGUACCGGUUCUUGAUUACCUUGGCAAAUUGGGCGUCAGAAAAUCCACCUUUACCGAAUUCUUGCGCCGCUAUCCUCAGGUACUCCAUGCUAGUGUAGUGGUUGACCUUGCUCCUGUUGUGAAGUAUCUUCAAGGCAUGGACAUUAAGCCUAGCGAUAUUCCUAGAGUGCUCGAGAAGUAUCCGGAAGUUUUGGGGUUUAAGCUUGAGGGAACCAUGAGUACUUCGGUAGCUUAUCUUGUCGGAAUCGGAGUAGCUAGGCGUGAGAUUGGAGGAGUAUUAACAAGAUACCCUGAAAUAUUGGGUAUGCGAGUGGGUCGGAUAAUCAAACCCUUUGUGGAAUACUUGGGAAGCUUGGGUAUACCGUCAUUAGCUGUUGCUAGGUUGAUCGAGAAGCGGCCGCACAUUCUUGGUUUUGGGCUUAACGAUAGGGUUAAGCCAAAUGUGAAAUUGCUUUUGGAGUAUAAUGUUAGACAGACUUCACUUGCAGCUGUGGUUGCUCAAUAUCCAGAAAUCAUAGGAAUUGACCUGGAAAAGAAGCUGCUCAGCCAACAGGAAUUCCUCGGUUCGAUCAUUGAAUUGAGUGCCGAAGAAUUCGGGAGAGUUAUAGAGAAAAUGCCUCAGAUUGUCAGCCUAAGUGACAAAGCAAUAGUGAGGCAUGUAGAUUUACUAAAGGGCUGUGGAUUCUCUGUAGAGCAAGUGAGAAAGAUGGUUGUGGGGUGUCCUCAGUUGUUGGCGUUAAAUGUUGAUAUAAUGAAACAGAGCUUCGAUUACUUCAAAUCUGCAAUGAGCAGGCCGUUGGAUGAUUUGGUGGCUUUCCCAGCCUACUUCACUUACGGGCUCGAGUCUACCGUUAGGCCAAGGCAUAAGAUGAUUGCUAAGAAGGGGCUGAAGUGCUCUCUUGCUUGGCUUCUGAAUUGUUCGGACGAGAAAUUUGAGGAGCGGAUGAAAUACGACUCGAUUGAAAUGGAUGAGGGAGAGGCGGAUUCUUCGUUCGACAUGAAUAGCUUAAUGAAACCCAAUGUUGAAGAGUCGGAUUCUGAAUACGAGGACUAUGUGGAUGAUGAAUUUGAAUAGAAUCUUGUUGUUGGAUGAUGCUGAUCGAACGAAUCGAAAGCUAUUACGGAACUUUCCUCUUUGUGUGAAGUAGUUUCAGUUUGAAGGUAUAUUACUCGUCUUCAAGCACUAGGAUGUUAUGUAGCUAAGUGGAGAAAACUGGAACACGUUGUCAACUUUUUAGAGUAUACCAGUUUAUACAAGGAGGAAUAUGCAUAUUUAUGUGAUCUAGAUUCGUGUUUGUUUUGUUAGCGAUUUUACGCUUGAGUGUGGCUAAAUUCCAACUAGAAAAGUAGAUAAUGGAAAAGAACUUCGGUUGAAAUGCUGACGGGUGAUCGUUUUAGGGAGACUAUAGUUUUUCUUUUUUUCUUUUUGA